This is a messenger RNA of Gadus morhua (Atlantic cod), 5050 nucleotides long. RefSeq names its product spermatid perinuclear RNA binding protein (gene strbp). Gene Ontology annotation, molecular function: double-stranded RNA binding; single-stranded RNA binding. The record is from RefSeq and is a predicted model, not a curated record. Gene Ontology annotation, cellular component: precatalytic spliceosome. The transcript is spliced from 19 exons. NCBI's taxonomy places the organism in Eukaryota, Metazoa, Chordata, Actinopteri, Gadiformes, Gadidae. The coding region runs from base 478 to 2841 and encodes 787 amino acids.
GGAAUAGCGAAUCCAAGCAGCUCGCGCAGCCUGGUCAAAGCUCUCGUGCCGCCGCUGGUGCUGGACGUCGGAGAGCCCUUGUGCAGUGUUAGAGACGUGUUGAAAUCACAUAAUCGGAUGUCUAUUUUGGUGACCCUCUAUCCUCAUCUUAUAAUUAUCACGUAGCGAAGCCGUUGGUGUGAUUCCGGACAGAUUGACCGACGGAAAGACUGACUGGAGAGGAAGUGACCAUACAAACGGAUUGCCAGGAGGAUCGUGGGAGGGAUAACCAGACCCUGGUCCUGGAGCGGAGGGGCUGAAUGACAGAGCAGCACAUGUGGAGGGCUAGCAGGCCGACCGCCACGUCCUGACCCCCGACCGCUGAAGUCCCGCUCCCCCCCCCUCCCCCCCUCCCCCCGACCCCUACACGCAACGAGUGACCUCAGCACUGGGUGUCACGGAAACGGAAUAGCAAGGAAGUACCGCUCCUCCGCAGGCAUGAGGUCCUUCCGUUCCUUCGGCAACGACGACCGCCAUGUCAUGGCAAAGCACUCCACCAUCUACCCGUCCUCGCAUGACCUGGAAGCCGUCCAAUCGCUGGUCUCUACCGUGGAGUGCGCCCUCAAGCAGGUCUCCGAUUGGCUGGACCGGAGCAACAGUAACGGUGUCGGCACCGUGACGGCGAUCAGCCCGGCCGAGCCCGGCGCCAAGCAGGAUAAGGACCCAGGGGACAAGGACCAAGGGGACAAGGACACAGGGGACGAGCACGGGGAAAAGCCCGCAGACGAGGAGGAGGAAGACGCAGACGGAUACAGGGAGCCCGGAGGAGGCGGGUCUCUGUGUGGAGUGCUGCGGAUCGGCCUGGUGGCCAAGGGCCUGCUCAUCAAGGACGACAUGGACCUGGAGCUGGUCCUCAUGUGUAAAGACAAGCCCACCGAGACGCUGCUGGACACGGUCUGUCAGAACCUGCCCACACAGAUACAGACGCUGUCGGACGGCAAGUACGAGAUCACCAGCUCCCUCCCCGAGGCGGCCAUUCUGGUGAAGACCACGACGGAGCCCAAGCUCACCCUGAAGAUCACGCUCACCUCCCCCGCCAUGAGGGACGAGGAGGACGAGGAGGAGGAGGAGGAGGAGGAGGAAGGAGAGGAGGAAGAACAGGAGGAGGAGCAGCAGGAACAACAGAAACAACAGCAGGAGAAGGAGCCGGAGGAGAAGGUCGUGAAGCAGGAGGGAGUCGAGCUGGAGGAGAACCAGGAGGAGGACGUGCGAGUGUUGAGCGCUGCAGCGCAGAGAGUGAAGGCUGAGGAGGAGAAACAGGAGGAGGGGGAGUCUCUGGACAGGCACACAUGUCUGUUGGCCCUGGCAGCCCUGCGACACGCCAAGUGGUUCCAGGCCAGGGUGAACGGACUCAAGUCGUGCGUCAUCGUGCUCCGGAUCCUGCGGGACAUGUGCAACAGACACGCCGUCUGGGCGCCGCUCAGAGGAUGGCCCCUGGAGCUCAUCUGUGAGAAGGCUAUCGCCACCUGCAACAGACCUCUGGGAGCGGGCGAGGCCCUGCGCAGAGUGAUGGAGUGUCUGGCCUCUGGCAUCUUACUACCAGGCGGUCCUGGACUACACGACCCGUGUGAGAAGGAGCCCGCCGAUGCCCUGGCCCACAUGACGGACCAGCAGGCCCAGGCCGUUACACACAGCGCCCAGCAUGCGCUGAGACUCAUGGCCUUCGGACAGAUCUACAAAGUGUUGGAGAUGGACCCCCUUCCCUCAAGUAAACCAUCCCAGAAAUACCCUUGGUCUGACAAAGAAGGUUCCGGUCUGAAGCGGCCGUACGAGGAUGGUGCGAUGGAAGACAGAGACCUGAUCAAGAAGAUGAAGAGGAACCUGAGGAAAGUCCUGGACAGCAAGGCCGUAGAGUCCAACCAGCCCAUGAACGCCCUGAUGCGUCUGAACCAGAUCCGGCCGGGGCUGCAGUACCGCCUGCUGUCCCAGUCGGGCCCGGUCCACGCGCCGCUCUUCACCAUGUCGGUGGACCUGGACGGCACCGUGCACCAGGCCGCAGGCUCCUCCAAGAAGACCGCCAAGCUGCACGUCGCCGUCAAGGUGCUGCAGGCCAUGGGCUACCCCACGGGCUUCGACUCGGACCUCGACCCCAUGAGUUCGGACGAGAGGUCGGACGGCGAGGGCAAGAGCGAGACGACGGCCAACGCCGGCAGCCAACCGACGCACUCCUCGGACAGCUCCAACACGCUGGAGGUGAGGACACAGGGCCCCAUCCUGACGGCCAGCGGGAAGAACCCCGUGAUGGAGCUGAACGAGAAGAGACGCGGCCUGAAGUACGAGCUCAUCUCAGAGAGCGGGGGCAGCCACGACAAGCGCUUUGUGAUGGAGGUGGAGGUGGAUGGACAGAAGUUCCGCGGGGCGGGGCCCAACAAGAAAGUGGCUAAGGCGAGCGCUGCCUUGGCCGCCCUGGAGAAGCUCUUCUCCGGUCCCAACGCCGCCGCGAACAAGAAGAAAAAGCCCCUACCUCAGCAGACCAAAGGAGCGCUGGCGGCGGCCUCGGCGGUCGCGGCCCAGGUGGCGCGGGGCCGAGGGAGGACGGCGCUGGCGAGGGGGGCCUUCGUCAGCGCCGCCGCCGCGCCCGGAUACGUCACGCCAGGUAGUCCGCCCGUCUGGACGGCCUCGGGCUGGAACCCCAAUGCCCGCAGUCUACACAGCUUUGGCGCGCCGUACGGCUACACUCCUGCUGCUGCUGCAGCUCCCGCCUAUGGUGGUCUUUUCAUCGACAACCCCUUCUACCAGCCGCGGACCCUCGCCCCCUUCAUCAUCCACCUGGGACCCCAGGACCUCUUCUCUGACUUCUAGAGGCACUGGGAAAUGAUGCUGCUGCUACUCCCAGCGGAUGACUCUCUCUCUCUCUCUCUCUCUCUGUCUCUCUCUGUCUCUGUCUCUGUCUCUGUCUCUGCUUCUGUCUCUCUCUCUCUCUCUGGCCAUGGCAACAGGACCGCUGCUCAAUGCCAUCCUCCUGUUUUCCCUUUCUCUUUUUUUGGGGGGCAUCUGGCUGAAGAGUCACGGAGAUCCAGACGGUCUGGCUUUAUUUAGUUCAGUCCUCUGGCAACGGCUCUGCCGAAGCCCGAGUCUGUCUGACCUGCCCGCCGACACGCCCCCUCUCCUCGCCUCCUCUCCUUCCUUCCUUCCUGGUCUGGACGAAAAGCGGGUAGACGAGGAGGAGCAGGAGGAAGAGGAGGAGGAAGAGGAGAUGGACUCGAUAGGAGUGGAAAAAAAAUAAAAAAGCAAUAGUUUGGAUUUUAUGACACGAAUGUUCAGCUGCAUCUAUUUAAACCGGGCUGAACCCUUUGUUGGGUGUUAUAUUAUAUAAACAUAGUAUAAUAUAUUAUAGCAAUACACGUGAAAACUCUUGUCUGCUUGGAGCUUACUUACUUGAGAUGAGGAUGAUGAUGAUGCUGAUGAAGAUGUGAAUGUCCGACAGCGUUUUCCAACACGACAGCAGCAUUGCAAUAGCUCAUAUUGAUUGUAUGUGUGUGUACGUGUGGCUGUAACAUGACAUGAUAUAUACAAUUAUAUUGUAUGGUGUAUGUUUCUAUAACAAUGUGUCGAUGAUGAUGUUCCUUUUAUUGUUAUAAUGUAUUUAUGUAAAUAUGCCAUCAAAUAUAAUUGGUAUAAAUUAUUUUAGAAGUAAGUGAAAUGUAACUAAUAUCACAGUAUAGCGAAAAAUAUUUCUUCCAAUUUUAUAUACACUGAGCAAUGGAAUUCUAGUCCUAGGAGAUGCAAUAUUAUCUUUCAUAUUAUUAUGAUAUGAGUGUUGUUCUAGUAUAGUGACGCUUCCUUCCUUCCUUCCUUUCCUCGCUCCACUUCCUCCUUUACUCCCUAUCUCCUUUCCUGUGUCUUUGAUAUCUUCUGAGCCCUUUGUAAGUGUCCUCUCUCUCCUGCCCGGAGCCUUUUCUGACCAUCCAGAACCAGAGGUGCUCAACUUUUGAACCCACCAAGCCCCUCUCACGUCUCUCUCUUAUCUCAACCCCUCUCUCUCUCUCUCUCGGAAAGCACAUUUUCUAUCGCCUCCUUACUGGCAGGGAAUGAUGUGACACUUUGUAGUGUGUGUGUUUGUGUGUGUGUGUAUACACUACGAUAUAUAUCUUCUGUUCACUAAAACAAAUCUCAUCUCAACCUCAUCUCCCAUCCUGCUCCGCAUUUUUCGGCGCGAACCAAAAGCACAGUUGUUGUUUGUGAGGUUUCUUUGAAUUGUAUGUUGCUGGUUUGUUGGUUUGUCUUUGUUUUUCACUCUUGUUUUCAACCCCCUGGUUCUCUUUCCCCCUCAGCGGGACGUCUGUUUGUACAACAUGGCUGCUGUGUUUGCCUCUGACUAUGCUGGAAGUUAAUGCUAAUGUUAGCGAACAGCAGAGGCAAACUACAGGACGCUACGGUGUCUACUUGGAACCGGGAUAUACAACACCGUUAUUUACCAGCUUUCGCCCCCUUUCUGUGUAUUUUAACAGCCCCAGGAAUUGUAUACUUAACUAAAUAGGGUAGGAUUAUCCGCUGAGGUUAUCAGCAACGUUAUGACUGCCCGACAGAGCACAAAAACUGGACUUGUACAAUGGCUUAAACUGCGUAUCUCUUGCCCCAGCAUAAUCCGUCCAACACGAUUCUCUCGACACAUUUUAUUGUAGGAAAAUGUUUAAAUAAAGAAGUAGGCGUAGUGUUUGACCUUUUGUUAAUAGGCUAUACCUUCUAAUUGUUAACAUAUUGUUGGGUUUGUUCCGUGACCGCGUUUGUGAUGAUGUCGUGGGAUGCCACAAUUGUUUUUGUUUUGUUAUGUUUUUUUAACAGUUGCUUCAAAGGAGAAGGCCUGCUAUAGCGUCACUGUACUUCUUGCAAUGUGUGCAGAAAUACAGUGAGAUACAGUGUCUGUCUCGUAUUCAUGUCAGCAUCUAGAACUGAAGAGCCAGUACUGUCAUUGAGCAAUCCUUUUUUUUUUACAGUGCAUCACAGGAAAAAAAUUACAGGGUGUCUCGGAUCAUAAGGCAAUAUUAAAUGUCGAGCUAUGAAAGUUGGA